Molecule: messenger RNA, 1369 nt
Organism: Folsomia candida
Lineage: Eukaryota; Metazoa; Arthropoda; Collembola; Entomobryomorpha; Isotomidae
Exons: 5
Coding region: 67-870 (267 amino acids)
Source: RefSeq, a predicted model, not a curated record
UAAUUUCAUGGCAUCCCAAAUCGUGACCAAAGUGAGACACAGGGAAUCAAUAAGGUCACACAUUCAAUGCGGUUGUUUGGGAUGAGACGAUUUCAUGUGAAUUAUGACCACGUAAAUAGUAACGAGUGCAGAGAAAGAAUUCGGAUCAGCAACACAGUUUACUUUUCAGCUCUUCCUUUCGUAGUAGUGACUAGUCUUUGUGGUCAACUUGUUUUUGGGGACUAUGAGAUAAACGAUACCGAGGUGGGUGUGUACCACUCUGCUGCGGAGGGUCGUCAGUUGAUAGAGAAUCCAAAGUAUUCCAGCGUUACGUUCAAUAAUUUUAAGCCGAUCACCGCCGCCACGUCGACGUUGAGAAGUAAAUCGCAUCCGGUUGUGAGAACGGGAAAGAUAAAAAUGAGAAUGGUAGAGAGCAAUUCUGUUAUGGAUUCGGAUGACCAGCAUUUAUACGAGGAUAGACCAUUACAUCAACAUUACGGUAUUCCGUACAUGUAUACUGGACCCAAUAAUGGACAAGGAAGUGGGUUCUACGUGCAACGCCCACAACAACAAGGUUAUGAGGAAUACAUGCAUGAUAUCGAAGCCAAGGAAGCUGCAUUAAAAGGAUUUGGGGUUGGAUUGGCAAUUGGAUUAGGAGCACUUGGCAGUUUAACUGGAUUGUUGAAAUUGAUUUGGAUUCCUUUGCUGGCGUUGGGGGCAUUGUUGCCACUUUUGCUGCUUUUCACAACACCAAUUCCAGUGAUCAGCAUGGGGAAAAUGUUGUUGGGGAGUGUAAAUGUGAAGCAAGCAAGGUUACAGGAUGCAAUAGAGGAAGUUAUGAAGAAGUUGCCGGAGAAUUUAAGCAAAACUUCGUCUGUAAAAGAGUCAUAAUUAAUUUUUAAACCAGUUUUAUAUUUACAACUUCAAAAUGUAUAUAAUUAAGGAUAAAUUCCAAGCUUGUUUCAAUGUUUUUGACAAUUUAUGAAUCACAUGUAGUUAAAACAUAAUCAAAAAAAUAAUUCAGAGAUUGAUUCCAAUAUUGCUACAACCAGGUUGAUUAUACUUGACCUCUUCCAUGCCUGUAUCUUUUCAAAUAAUUUGAAUUCUGAAAAAAUGAAGAAACGAGUUCAAAAUCUAUCUUACAUCCCAUGCUUAAUUUAUGGACAUACUCUAAUUUUCUCAUUGUAAUAAGGUUUUUCUGCGACAUCGUUAACAUAGUGUCGAUGUGUGGGAUCAAGCGGUUGACUUUCUGCGACGGAAUAAGCUUGGGAUUGGUCUGGUCUAUCAAGUCUCAAAUUCCCGAGCUGCAAAUUUAAUAUGCAAAUAUGAUCAUUAUUACACGCAUAAGUUACCAUCUAAUAAAUAAAUACAGAUAGUUUUAAUACGAUAA